Molecule: messenger RNA, 4775 nt
Organism: Nothoprocta perdicaria
Lineage: Eukaryota; Metazoa; Chordata; Aves; Tinamiformes; Tinamidae
Gene: TFRC
Product: transferrin receptor
Exons: 19
Coding region: 172-2493 (773 amino acids)
Biological process (GO): intracellular iron ion homeostasis; transferrin transport
Cellular component (GO): external side of plasma membrane
Molecular function (GO): transferrin receptor activity
Source: RefSeq, a predicted model, not a curated record
UUCUUCCUCUUCCUCCCCUCUAUCRUGUUCAACAGAAAUAUUGAGCUUGUCCAUCUGAACGUGUAUCUGCGGUGGGAAUAAUACGUGACCUUCCAUGUGCACUGGCUGCAACUGUUGUGACUUAUAUAGAAACGGCUUUGUUCAGACCGGUGGGCGCUCCUCCAGAGAGCAAUGGACCAUGCCAGAGCAGCCAUUUCCAACUUGUUUGGUGGCGAGCCGAUGUCCUACACGCGCUUCAGCAUCGCUCGGCAAACAGAUGGCGACAACAGCCACGUGGAGAUGAAGCUGUCGGCUGAUGAUGAGGAAGGAGGGGAGAUGGGGAGGCAGGAGAACCUGCACACCAGCAUGGGGCAGCCACRGAGGACUGGCAAGAACCUCUGCUUCAUUGUCAUUGCAGCUGUGCUCCUCCUUUUGACUGGGUUUCUCAUUGGCUACUUGAGCUACCGUGGACGAAUGCGCAUGGCUGGGAAGUGUCUAGAUGGAAGUGGCAGAUGUGAGAUAACCCCUACUGCAUCUUACUUAAUGGAUGCUGAUGAAAUGGAGGAAGAGAUUCCAGAAUCACGUGUCCUUUACUGGCCUGAACUUAAAGACCUCUUUUCAAAAAAGCUGUCAGUCAGACAUCUUGAAGACAACUUGAGGCUAAGAGCAGGCAGCAAAUCUGUUGAAGCUGGCCAGAUUGAAGAUGAGAGCUUGGCCACCUACAUUCAUGAGCAGUUCAACAAAUUCUUGUUGGAUCGAGUGUGGAAUGAUGAGCACUAUAUUAAACUGCAGGUCAGAGGCAGCAGCAACAAUGAAGUGUCUCUGCUGGAGGAUGGUGGAAGCAUAACCGAGAGUCCUGAUGCAUACGUGGCAUACAGCAAAAAUGGCUCAGCCUCUGGCAAACCCGUCUAUGUGAACUACGGACAGAAGGAAGACUUUCGGCAACUGCAAAAUUUGGGUGUUUUGAAUGAAUCUGUUGUCAUCGUCAGAGCUGGUAAAAUUACCCUUGCUGAGAAGGUUGCAAAUGCCAAAGAGGCGGGAGCAGUUGGUGUUGUGAUGUACAUGGAUCCAUCUGAUUACAAGGGCACGAACCAACUCGUCCCUUUUGGGCAUGCCCACCUUGGCACUGGAGACCCUUUCACUCCAGGCUUCCCUUCUUUCAACCACACUCAGUUCCCCCCAGUCAAAUCUUCGGGACUACCUGAAAUUGCUGUUCAGACCAUCUCCAGCGACUCAGCAAGCCRCCUGUUCAGCAAAAUGGAUGGGGGCCCAUGUCCUGCGGAAUGGAAAGGUGGGAYCAUCAGCUGUGCGUUGAUGUCGAGCAGUCAAGGCAAUAAGACAGUGCAACUGAAAGUGAACAAUGUCAUGGUGGACAGGAAGAUUCUGAACAUCUUYGGUGCUAUCAAGGGGUUUGAAGAACCAGAUCGGUAUGUUGUGAUUGGAGCUCAGAGGGAUUCCUGGGGCCCAGGAGCAGCCAAGGCUGGUGUUGGAACUGCCAUAUUGUUGGAACUUGCCCAAGUGAUCUCAGAGGUGGUGAAAAAGGAUGGCUAUAAACCAAGGCGAAGCAUCAUCUUUGCUAGCUGGAGUGCCGGGGAGUAUGGAGCUGUGGGUGCUACUGAAUGGCUGGAGGGAUACUCUGCCACGCUGCAUGCCAAAGCCUUCACUUACAUCAACCUCGAUGCGGCCGUUCUAGGCUGGAAGCAUGUCAAGAUUUCUGCCAGCCCAAUGCUGUACUCGCUGUUGGAGAGAACAAUGAAAGGGGUAUCAGAUCCAGCAGAUGACGGCACCCUGCUGAACAGAGUUGGCUCGGACUGGGUAAAAGCAGUUGUUCCCCUUGGCCUGGGUGAUGCGGCAUUUCCUUUCCUGGCAUACUCAGGAAUCCCAGCUGUGUCCUUUGGUUUCUACGAUAGAGGUGAGGAAUACUCCUUCCUGGGCACUGCUGAGGACACUGUGGAGAACCUGAAGAAGAUUCCCAGGCUCUACAGUCUUAUGUUUGCGGCUGCGGAAGUGGCUGGACACAUUGCUCUCAGGUUGAGCCACGAUCAUGAGCUUUUCCUGGACUUUGGGAGAUACAGUGAUGAGCUGCUAACCUUCCAGGAGAAGUUUCUGGAAUAUGACCAGGAAGUGAAGGAGCUUGGGCUGACCUUGGACUGGCUGUUUUUUGCCCGUGGAGACUUCCAGCGAGCUGUAGAUGGACUAAGAAGAGACAUUGCACACAGUGAUAGGGAAAACAAGGUCAUGCGCAGGGCUUUGAAUGACAGGAUCAUGAAGGUGGAAUAUGAYUUCCUCUCCCCAUAUCUGUCACCAAAAGAUACUCCCCUUCGCCACAUCUUCUUUGGCAAAGGCUCCCACACCCUGCAGAGCCUCCUGGAGAACCUGCAGCUGCUGAAGACCAGCAGGAGCCGYGUGAACGUGAACCUGCUGAAGGAGCAGCUGGCCCUGGCGACCUGGACGAUCAAAGGGGCUGCCAAUGCCAUAGUAGGGGAUAUCUGGGAUACAGACAAUGAGUUUUAGACACAGCAAGCACACCUGGCUAAGGUACACAAUUAUGGAAACCCACUCUCUAACAUGGCAUUAUAGUUCUGUAGAGAAUUGGUCGGGGUGGGGGGAAUGUGUGUUUAUUUUUGUUUGUUUUGACCAAAGUUGAGCUUAAACCUAAAUUCUCACCUUGAUAAAUUCACAGGAGGCAGUUUUAAAGCAGGUACUUGAUUUACCGUGAAAUUUCCUCUGAUCACAAUUGAAACCAGUCACAUAGAGCUGUUGUGGGGCUUUCUGGUGUACUUGACAAACAACUGGCAGAUUAUCUAAACUGGUACCUUAGUGGGUAGGUACCACAUCUAUUUAGGGUUUAAAUUAUUGGCCUCCUAAACUUAGUGAUAGAACAGGGAAUAGAUUCCUUCAGCGUUUGUAAUGAGAAUCUCUUCCUCAUCAGGGAGCUGCAGAGACAAACCUCUAGCUCAAGAAUAAGUCUGUGUAGUAGUAGCCCAUAAGUGCUAGAUUAUCAGCAAGCUCUGAAGUGCCCAGCCUCCCCUGGCCAAAGAGCAGCAGCCUUGGAGCAUCUCAGAGGCUUCUUCCAAAGCAGAUCUUGAUACCAGGGGAGAUGAGCCAAAGACCAUCAGAGGUCUCUCUGAACUGGCAGCUUGGUGAGUCCUGUAGCAUUGAGGAAUGACUAAAUGGGCACUUCAGAUCUUGCUGCUUUUGGGCCUUUUGUGAAAUGAGUCUCGUGCUGGCCACACCCUGUCUGGCUGUUGCCAUUGUUCAGGACGGCUCUUGUUUGGCACUGAGAUAUUUAUUUGUUUAUUUAUUUAUCAGUGACAGCGUUCACUAUAAAUGGUGUGUGGUUUUUUAUAGAAGAUAAUUAUCGGAAGCAGUGCCUUCCAUAAUUAUGACAGUUAUACUGUCGUUUUUGAAUAAAGCAGCAUCUGCUAUUACAGUCAAACAUGAUACUGGAACUUUGCAUUUAAAAUAAUCAACACAAGCAAAAAAAAUAAUAAUUGAAAACUAGCGAUUAAGCUUUCUGUGGCAAAAACACCRCUUUGGAAUAAACUUGAAGAUGUAAAGUCUUCAAGUAAGUCUCUGGGUUGUGUUCYAAAUUGAUCUUUGAAAUGGUGAAAACCUGGGUGGAGAAGUAGAAUAGGAGAAAUUUGGCUUUGGGAGCAGGCGUGCUCCUAGGUGACGUGAUAAAAGGCCUCAUUUAUGCAGCCCUGGUGCCACCCCCCACAACACAAGCAAACUUGUGUCCCAGAUGAAGCACUAGCCCAAUUUUCAAUGGCAGCUUCCUGCAAACUUCCAGUACCUUGUGUAUCAUGAAACCUAACUGACAUUAUCGGAGGCAGUGUCUUCCAUAAUGUGUAAAGAACAAGGUAGUUUUUGCCUACCACAGUGUUAUAUCGGAGGCAGUGACCUCCAUAUGUUGCACUAUGGGUGUACGUAAUUAUCGGGGACAGUGUUUCCCAUAAUUGUUCUAUGCUUAUCAUGCAAUGUCAUCUGCAAAGCUUGAUGGUUAGUAUCUAACAUGGAUCAACUUCCUGCAGUCUUUUUUUGUUAUUGUUUUCCCACUCUCCUGUGGUGAUAAAAAUACAAAUGUCAGUCCCUUAUGUACUUUUCAGACUCCACCUGCUCUGUAGGCUGAACUGUUUCAAAUAGUUGUGCUGUCUUGAAUUAGCUUCCUACCUCUAGUUGUGAGACGUGAUGUUUUACACAAGCAACCUAGUUAGACUGUGCUCUGUGAUUUUUAGUGAGCUUUCUUCAAUCAGUUACCAAGUUUAUGGAAUUAAAGGUGAGCGUAGGGUUUGGGGGCCGAUGGGGCAGAGCGCUCUGAUCACUGCUGAAGGUGUGUGUACUACUUGAAGCCCAUUCUGCCUCUUCAUUCUGUGGCAGAGCUGGCUUGUGUGCACGGAAAACUGCCUGUACCUCUCCCUAGGUCUGAGUGGAGAGUCCAGUCUUGUUGCAGAGGAUGGGGAGGGAACAAAAUCACUGGCAUGUUUCUGAUGACCUCUCUGCUUCCUAGUGUGAAGYUGAGCCCUGCUUCUCUCCAUUUGACAUCCAGUAAGAUGCAGUGUGCAUUCCCUAAAAAGCUCUCUGUGGCCAGUCCCUGUUAUAAAAUAGCUUUUUAAAUMAAGAGCACUGCUUGGGAGGUGGAGAGACCUGAACAGGGUCCUACCUUGUGGUCCUGCCUCCUGGCAUGGGCAUGGAGAAGCCUCCAGCCUCUGGCAGGAGAAGCUCCAGCUGCCUGUAGCUUUGGAGGGGUUUUCAUGGGCCUUGCARGGAGACAGGUGUCCAAGCUCGUGUCGCUC